Molecule: messenger RNA, 615 nt
Organism: Podospora anserina S mat+
Lineage: Eukaryota; Fungi; Ascomycota; Sordariomycetes; Sordariales; Podosporaceae
Exons: 1
Coding region: 1-615 (204 amino acids)
Molecular function (GO): serine-type endopeptidase activity
Source: RefSeq, a predicted model, not a curated record
AUGGCCCCACGAUGGACGUCCUGGAUACCAAAAAAGGGAAGCUUCGCACGACAAUUUGGCCACUACCUCUUUCGAUACGCGACCUGGCUCCCGGCAUUUAUAUGGUUCAAUUCCUACGUUGCGCAGGUGACGCUUGUCAACGGGCCAAGCAUGUACCCGUUUUUGAACAGGGGGUAUAAUGAGGGUUUGGGGAGGGAUUGGUGUUUGGUUUGGAAGGCUGGGGUGAGAGAGGGGUUGAGGAGGGGGGAGGUGGUGACUUUUAGGUAUGUUUGUCUCAUGGGGAGGGAGGGAGGUGAGGGGAAGGGUAAGGGGAAGGGGAAGGAGAAGGGAAGGGGGCGGCGGUUUUGGCUAAUGAUGGGAACAGGAGCCCAACUGAUCCGGAUAAGAUUGUGGUCAAGCGAGUGGUGGGUUUGGAGGGGGAUAGGAUUAUACCGAAGCCGGUUGCGACUUGGGGGACGGACGGGCCGACGAGGAAGGUGUUGUAUCCGGUUGGGAUGGUGGUGCCGGAGGGGCAUGUUUGGGUGGAGGGGGAUAAUAGGGAUAGGAGUAGGGAUAGUAAUUACUAUGGGCCGGUCAGUGCGGGUUUGGUUACGGGACGGGUGGUUUAUGUUUUGA